CCAGGCGCCGCUGUCACACAACUCACAAUAUAUUUUAAUAAAAAUCUGAGAAUAAAAGCAUGCUAGAAGCACGUUGAAGGCUUUGAUUGGAUAUCCCUCUGACUUUGAUCAAGAAAAGCAUGGGAUAAAAGUUGAAAUUUUGCUGCGUUUUUGCUCAAAUUGUAUUUUUUAUGGAAGUCUCAAGCUCAAGAAAAACAAGGACUUGUUUUCAACUUUAUUGAACAGCCUUGAAACAAAAAAUGGCAGAGGAGUGUGAAGGAAAUACACAAACUCAAACGCAAAAUUCGCAAAUAGAGUGGAGUGAGCCGGUUCCUUCCUUACCGAUCCCCAUUAUUUGGGGCCGGUUAUACAGCAUAGCUGGAAAACAUUGCUGGCGUAACGAGAAACAAAAUCCUGAAUAUUAUGAUCUAAUAAAGGCUGACUUUACGCUUGGAAGAGCUCCAAGUUGUACAUUUGUAAUGAAAAAAGAUCUUAUCAAGGAUGAUAUUGUUAAAAGUGUUAGUAAACAACAAUUUGUCAUUCAGCGAGACUUAACGGAACCCCUCAAUCCUGCUAUAAUAACAGACUUGUCAUACAACGGAACAUUCAUAAAUGGUGUGAAAAUUGGGAAAGGGAACAGCAGAGUGCUAGAUGACAAUGACGUUAUUUCAGUUACACACGAAAUCGUAAAAAUAUUUUUGUUCAAGGAUCUCUUGAAAAAUGAACAAGACAAAGUACCUAAAGAAGUAUCGCAAAAAUAUUAUAUUUCCAGAGUAUUAGGACAAGGAGCUUGUGGCACUGUUAAGCUUGUUUAUGACAAAGUGAAAUGCACUAAAUAUGCUAUGAAAGUAAUAAAGAAAAGCAGACUGUCAAAUGGGCAAAUAAAUCAUCUGAAUGAUCCAGUAAAAAUUAUGAAUGAAGUCAAAAUAAUGAAAGCAUUAAAACAUCCCUGUAUAAUAUCACCUGAAGAAGUCAUUGACUCUCGCGACGCGAUGUACAUAGUAAUGGAAUACAUGCAAGGCGGGGAACUGUUCCAUAGGAUCCACAAGCAGACUCGCUUGUCCGAGAGACACACUCGCUUCCUGUUCAGACAGAUGGUGCUCGCAGUCAAAUAUCUGCACUCACAGGGCAUCACACACAGAGAUCUCAAACCUGACAAUGUGCUGCUAGUGAGUAAUGAUGAAGAGACUGUGGUCAAGAUCUCAGACUUUGGUCUGAGCAAGUUCAUACGAGAGGACAGUUUCAUGAAGACCAUGUGCGGCACGCCCCUGUACGUGGCGCCGGAGGUGCUCAGAGCCAAUGGCCACAGGAGCUACGGGCCUGAGGUUGACGUCUGGAGCUUGGGUGUCAUAUUUUUCGUCUGUCUUGUGGGCUAUGUCCCGUUCUCAGCGGAAUACUUCAAAGACAUGACUCUGCAAGACCAGAUUCUGAGCGGCAACUACUAUAUAUCACCAGCGCACUGGCAGGGCGUCAGCUUGCAAGCCAAGGUGCUCAUGAAGAGGAUGCUGACCGUGAGCGUGGGCAGGCGGAUCACCCUCGACCAGAUACUUACCCACUGCUGGAUGCAGGACAAGGAUGUCAAUCUAAGAGUUGAGCAGUUGCUAUCGCUGCAAGAGCACAACCAUAGUCAGUUGGCUACAAACUCAUCCAGUAACUCAGAUGAGGAAAACAACAACAGGGGCCCAGUCACUCUUCUAAAAACCAUUGCGAAUAAUAAACGACCCUUGAGCAAUAGUUUCAGUUCCUGUGAACCGAUCCCAAAGAAACUCCGAGUCGCAAUUUAUCCCAGUGUUGGCAAUAAUGACGAUUCCAGCAAAACCGACAGCUACUGCUCGCAAGAAUCAUAGGCUGACUUACAGUGUUAAAUUGUAUCAAAAAGUGUUACGAGUAUGUUAUGUACCUGAUGUGUUAAAGAAAAUCACAAGUGUGACCUUUAACAACUUUUUUAAAAUUGUGUUGUUUAUGUAUGUUAUUUGUGAAAAUCCGAAAGCGGAAUUGAAGUAUUUCUUUUAAUCUCAAGAAUUGAUAUUUUUUGAUAAUUUUAUAUUAUACAUUACCUGGACGUUCGACCGGAUUGUUUGACUCUGAUACAUAUAUAGAGCUCUAAAUUAGACAGAGACUAUAUAGCAACAAUGACGUCACUGCCAUUUUCGCCAUAAAGUCUGUCAGUGUAGCGUUCUAGGAAGACAUGGAAAAUGAUAAUAAAUAUGAAAAGUUAUCAUAUUUUUUUAACAUUAUAUUUUAAAUUUGUUAGUGCCUUAACUGAGAGCUUAGAUUCUUACUGAAGGAUUGCUGAUUCCUAUCUCAGGCAGGCCUUGUGAUUUUUCUGACUUACCUAUAUAGCUUUUGCCUAGCUAGGAUAGGAAAGAAUGUUAAUUUUAAUUGAUUGUUGAUAUUAUAUUAUUAUAUCCUCAAAAUUUUUGAAGCAGGGUAAGACUGAUAUUUUGACAAUAACAUUUUUUAUGUGUGUGAAUUGUGUUUAUUACUGAAAAAGCUCGAGCUACGGUAAAUCUAAUCUUAAAAUCCCAAACUCUUGUGCUAAUCUUUAAUUUCGGACUUUACUUAGCAAAUCUUAGGAUUUACUUCAGAGACACGGUCAAGUCCUAGACUCUUUGUAAAGCGCCAAGGAGGUCCUAAACGAUGCGAGUCUACGAGCCUGCGUGAAGCGAAGGAGAGAUGGCAAGCGAAGCGAGCCGAUCACUUCCGUAGCAAAACGAAGAUUGAUUAGGUAAAGCUGAAUGAAGGGACGGCGCAGUUUCACAAACGAUGUUACCCAGCGAGCAUUGAGAAAAUCUUGGUGUACCCGUGUACACCAUUUAUCUAUCUAUUUAGAAGUAAAUGCCGAAUUCAAACUUAUUUUAGUUAUUCAAACUUUACCGUGUUUCUAUCUAAAACCUAAGAUUUACUGAGCGAAUGCUAGUAAAAAUCCGAAAUUAAUGAUUAUUUAUCAUAAAACAGUUUGGACUUGUACAAUUUAAGGCCUGGUAAAUCUUGGCUUUUACUGGUAAAUCUCAGGAUUUGCCAUAUUUUGAACUUUUACAGUAACAUAUUGAUUUAUAAAGUCUUUAUUUUAUUGACUAGUAAAGUCUUAUUAUUAUUGAUUUUAAUUCUUUUUGUAAUUUUUAAUACAAAUCCAGUGUGAUGAUACUACUACGUAAGUCGUUGAUUUUCUGUUAUUGAUUUGACAAUUUUAUUACUUACCUCCCAUAUGGGAGUGUGACUUGUAUGUAAAAGAUUGAUCAUUGACGUAAAAUAGAGAUGUACAAUUUCGGACCAAUUCAUGAUCUGAGCAUGCCCUUAUGUAAUGCCAGCCAAUGUUCACCUAAAUAAAGAAUUCAAUUUUGUUAACUUUUAUAAUGGUAGGAAAAUAAUUUUUGAAGCCCGUAACUUCGCUUGGAUUUUACGUUUUUUUUUAAAUACCGUGAAACUGAUUUUUCCCUGGAUAAAACAUGUCCCUGGUAUGCCAGCUAUUUCUGUACCAAAAAGAUGAUGCCUGAAACUUCGUACAUGUGGAUUUGGGGUUUUUAAAAUCUCGUGGGAUCUCUGAUUUUCCGAGAUAAAAACUACAAGAUUUGAAACAUGGUUUUUGUUAAAGACGUCGCGUCGGGAUCAUACUAGCUGAUCGUCGAAUUUUAGUUUUCCUAUGGUACUAUCACAUUCUCUUGUCCUAAUUUGACGAACGCCUAGCUAUGUCUGGGCCAAAUUAUUGUAAUUAACCCCCGACCCAAAAAGAGGGGUGUUAUAAAUAUGACGUGUGUAUCUGUGUAUCUGCCUGUGGCAUUGUAACUCCUAAACUAAUGAACCGAUUUUAAUUUAGUUUUUUUGUUUGAAAGCAAUAAAGUUAUCAGCUCUUUUCUAGUUACUGUAACCUUCACGUGUCGGGGGUGUUAUAAAUUUUAAAUUUACACUUGUAAUUUUAUCAACAUCAGUACAAUACCUACAUAAUAUAUGAAAUGGUAAAAUACUUUCAGAUGAAUAUUUGUGGAAACUGUUGUAUUAUGCUAUACUUUUAUUUUACGUCAGUGAUUAAGCUCUUUUUAGGGUUCCGUAGGCAAGAAAACUAUUAGUCCUGUAUGUAUGAUAAAAUUUUGCAAAAAUAUUUAAACUAUUUAUAUCUCUUGAACAUCAAACUUGAGUCAUAAUUUUUUUUACGUAGACACCGCCUCGAAAAUGGGAUUUCAUUGAAAAGGUAUUUGAAAAAGGUUUUGCGAAAAAAACUAAAGGUUUAUGAAAUAAUAGUCCCAAAGUAUUAGUUUCACGUCAAUAAUGUUCCAGCCUAGAAUAACUAAACUGCUAUAUUGAAAAAUUCUAUAAUUCUAGCACAUAUGAAUAAACAAAAAUUAUCAUGACUAUUGUGAGAUCAUUAAAUAAUGUGUAUUAUAGUUGGUCCUGGAACAAACUAUUUAUAUACAAAAAAUUACUUUGUUUUUAAUUAUUGAUCUUGUUUUUAGUUUACUGUAGGACAUUUUUAAACUACGGAACCCUACCUUAUGCGUGUUCUGACACUUGAUUAGUUUUUAAAAGUGCCUUGAUUAAAUUUAUAGUAAGUAUUUUAAAUGAUACCUCAUAUUAUGUAUAAUUAAUAUAAAUUAAGUACUUAAUUAAUAAUAUUCUCUCUUACCCACCGAAAGUGCCAUCAUGUUACUUACAAUAAAACUUCAUUAUGAAAAA
Messenger RNA from Maniola jurtina (meadow brown), 4650 nucleotides. It is a transcript of the gene Chk2, whose product is annotated as ovarian-specific serine/threonine-protein kinase Lok. Gene Ontology annotation, molecular function: ATP binding; protein binding; protein serine/threonine kinase activity. The record is from RefSeq and is a predicted model, not a curated record. The transcript has 9 exons. NCBI's taxonomy places the organism in Eukaryota, Metazoa, Arthropoda, Insecta, Lepidoptera, Nymphalidae. Bases 240 to 1826 code for a protein of 528 amino acids. Gene Ontology annotation, biological process: mitotic DNA damage checkpoint signaling; protein phosphorylation. Gene Ontology annotation, cellular component: cytoplasm; nucleus.